This is a messenger RNA of Verruconis gallopava, 1063 nucleotides long. RefSeq lists its product as uncharacterized. The transcript is spliced from 3 exons. The coding region runs from base 185 to 790 and encodes 201 amino acids. NCBI's taxonomy places the organism in Eukaryota, Fungi, Ascomycota, Dothideomycetes, Venturiales, Sympoventuriaceae. The record is from RefSeq and is a predicted model, not a curated record.
UAUCACUCAUAACUAUCAUAAUUUAGUUCUAUCUCAUCCGCAGCUGAAUUAACACUAAUAUUGUUACGAAAGUGUUGCUAUCGAUUGGCUGGUCUAGUUCGAUUCGAAACAAAACGCGUUGCAGACAAACAUCCGUUACGAUCAGCUUGGGACGCGUAAAUCUCUAACCCGAGACAUACAAAGGAUGUCUCAGAUGGCAUGUCUUACUUAUCGCUAUUUUUUUGAAAGCAAAGAUACCUUCUUCAAAACUUCCAUAACCAGGAAAAUUUUAUUCAUGAACCUGCACGAGAUGUCAAGAAUUAUGCUAGGAAUUUUUCUAAUCAUAUACACAUUACAUGGAAACCAAGCAAGUGCAUUUGCUCAUCUAGCUAUUGCAAGAAGGCAGGAAAAUGGUACAUCGUCUACGAUAAUUCAGCAACUAGUAGCCGGCAUUGACUACAACAUCAUGGCGCAGAAUGGCGAGAAAGCGAUCCUAAGUCAGAUGCAAAGUCUGGUUGCGGCUCCAACACCGGAUGCCUUGCUUUUUCGAGUCGCUAAAGACGAUCUUUUGAGCUUCAUGAACUGCGGGUCUCGUGUCCGAAGCAAUAAUAUGAAUUUGUCAAGUGUAAACGCUCAAGUCACAAGAGGUUUGGCACAGCUUGAGGCUAUCCAGGUCCUGCAACUCGCGAAGGCAAAUAGUCUGAACGGAACGACUACCGAUGGGCCUAUACUUGAUGACUUACAGAGCGACGUCGAUGAGGCUAUUGCCAAAAACCGAAUGCUUCAAGCUAUAGCCACGGAAAGUGCAUAGUCUGAACAAAUUUUCUAGUCCGCGUAGAUACAUACCGCUGAACUACUUCCUCUAUUCGCAUCGGAUCGGUAUCACCUCGUGCAAAGCAUUUUGAUCCAUCCUUGGAAGAAAAGGCUCAACAUUCAUUAUUAUACACCUGACAAACGCCAAAUAGUAAAUGCCUGAAUAACCAGCUCCAAACAAAAUGCAAUUGCAGGGUCGCAAAGAGCAAUAUCACAAACAGAAUUUUAAAUCAUCUAGCAUCUAUACUUUACUCUCUUGCCUUGUUCAUGU